AUGCCCUCGUCACGAGAUAAGGAAGAAGCGCCUUUUAGUGCUGUCUUGCUUGCUGCUUGCACGCAACAGAUGCAGCAACAGCAACAGCAACAGCAACAGCAGCAACAGAAGCAGCAGCAGCAGCAGCAGCAGCUGCAGGAGCAGCUGCAGUACGAGCAGCAGCACGAGCAGCAGCACCAUCUGCAG
This is a messenger RNA of Eimeria acervulina, 186 nucleotides long. RefSeq lists its product as hypothetical. NCBI's taxonomy places the organism in Eukaryota, Apicomplexa, Conoidasida, Eucoccidiorida, Eimeriidae. The annotation marks the transcript as partial. The record is from RefSeq and is a predicted model, not a curated record. The transcript has a single exon.